Molecule: messenger RNA, 3973 nt
Organism: Condylura cristata (star-nosed mole)
Lineage: Eukaryota; Metazoa; Chordata; Mammalia; Eulipotyphla; Talpidae
Gene: ACOX1
Product: acyl-CoA oxidase 1, palmitoyl
Exons: 15
Coding region: 366-2147 (593 amino acids)
Biological process (GO): very long-chain fatty acid metabolic process; fatty acid beta-oxidation using acyl-CoA oxidase; lipid homeostasis
Cellular component (GO): peroxisome
Molecular function (GO): fatty acid binding; FAD binding
Source: RefSeq, a predicted model, not a curated record
AUGAACCCGGACCUGCGCAGGGAGCGGGCCGCCGCCAGCUUCAACCCGGAGCUGCUCACGCACGUCCUGGACGGCAGCCCCGAGAAAACCCGGCGCCGCCGGGAGAUCGAGAACCUGAUCGUGAACGACCCCGACUUCCAGCAUGAGAACCUGAACUUCCUCUCCCGCAGCCAGCGUUACGAGCUGGCUGUUCGGAAAAGUGCCACCAUGGUGAAGAAGAUGAGGGAGUUUGGCAUCGCUGACCCUGAUGAAAUCAUGUGGUUUAAAAAACUACAUUUGGUCAAUUUUGUGGAACCUGUGGGCCUCAAUUACUCCAUGUUUGUUCCUACCUUGCUGAAUCAGGGCACCACUGCUCAGCAAGAGAAAUGGCUGCUUUCAUCCAAAGACCUCCAGAUAAUUGGCACCUACGCCCAGACGGAAUUGGGCCACGCUUUGCGCACCGAGGGCGACCUGAGCCUCUGGAUCUCCACUUGGGCAUGUUCCUGCCCACCUUGCUUCACCAGGCAACCGCGGAACAGCAGGAGCGCUUCUUCAUGCCCGCCUGGAACUUGGAGGUCAUUGGCACUUAUGCCCAGACAGAGAUGGGUCAUGGAACUCACCUUCGAGGCUUGGAAACCACCGCCACUUAUGACCCUAAGACGCAGGAGUUCGUUCUCAACAGUCCGACCGUCACGUCCAUCAAGUGGUGGCCCGGUGGCCUUGGAAAGACCUCAAAUCAUGCCAUCGUCCUUGCCCAGCUCAUCACCAAGGGGAAGUGCUAUGGACUACACGCCUUCAUCGUGCCCAUCCGGGAAAUUGGGACCCAUAAGCCCUUGCCAGGUAUCACCGUCGGAGACAUCGGACCCAAGUUUGGCUAUGACGAGAUGGAUAACGGCUACCUGAAGAUGGACAACUACCGUAUUCCCAGAGAAAACAUGCUGAUGAAGUAUGCCCAGGUGAAGCCCGACGGCACGUACGUGAAACCCCUGAGUAACAAGCUCACCUAUGGGACCAUGGUGUUCGUCAGGUCCUUCCUCGUGGGGGAAGCUGCUCGGAGCCUGUCGAAGGCUUGUACCAUCGCCAUCCGCUACAGCGCCGUACGGCACCAGUCGGAAAUCAAGCCUGGUGAGCCGGAGCCACAGAUCUUGGACUUUCAAACCCAGCAGUACAAGCUGUUUCCGCUUCUGGCCACGGCCUACGCCUUCCAGUUCGUGGGUGCCUACAUGAAGGAGACCUAUCACCGGAUCAACGAAGACAUCGGCCAUGGGGACCUGAGCGAGCUCCCCGAGCUUCACGCCCUCACUGCCGGCCUGAAGGCUUUCACCUCCUGGACGACUAACGCGGCUAUCGAAGCCUGCCGGAUGGCCUGCGGUGGCCAUGGCUACUCCCACUGCAGUGGUCUUCCAAACAUCUACGUCAACUUCACGCCAGCGUGCACCUUUGAGGGAGAAAACACUGUCAUGAUGUUGCAGACGGCCAGGUUCCUGAUGAAGAGCUACGAGCAGGUGCACUCCGGGAAGUUAGUGUGUGGCAUGGUGUCCUACCUGAACGACCUGCCCAGCCAGCGCAUCCAGCCUCAGCAGGUGGCCGUCUGGCCGGCCGUGGUGGACAUCAACAGCCCCGAUGGCCUGACAGAAGCGUACAAGCUGCGUGCGGCCAGAUUAGUAGAAGUUGCUGCAAAAAACCUUCAAACUGAAGUGAUGCACAAAAAAAGCAAGGAGGUGGCUUGGAACCUAACUUCAGUCGACCUGGUGAAAGCCAGCCAGGCACAUUGCCACUAUGUGGUAGCGAAGCUCUUUUCCGAGAAGCUCCUCAAAAUUCAGGAUGAAUCCGUCCAAGCUGUGUUAAGGACUCUGUGUCUCUUGUACUGCAUGUAUGGGAUCAGUCAGCAGGCAGGAGACUUCCUGCAGGGGAGCAUAUUAACAGAAUCUCAAAUUACACAAGUAAACCAGCGUGUGAAGGAGUUACUGACGGCAAUCCGCCCGGACGCCGUCGCUUUGGUGGACGCCUUCGACUUUAAGGACGUUGUCCUGGGCUCGGUGCUGGGCCGCUACGACGGGAAUGUGUAUGAAAACUUGUUUGAGUGGGCCAAGAACUCCCCACUGAAUAAAACCGAGGUCCAUGAGUCCUACCACAAGUACCUGAAGCCUCUGCAGUCCAAGCUCUGACGUGCCCAGGCGUCCUGCUGCCGAAAGCCGCCGUGUCUACUUCUCCCCUCACACCUUGCACACUAAUCUGUCUGGAGUUUCUGUCCAACUCCGAGAGCCUAGAGCAAAUGAAAAAUUGACAACCCCUUUCCUCUUUUUAUAAAUGAAGAAGCAAUGAACAGAUUUCCGAGAUUAAAUGAAAAAAUGGCUGUGUUCUAAGUGCAGUUAACACUAAGGGAGACCCGUGAAGCCUUCACAAGGAGCUUUAAGAGAUGCAGUCAAGUCCUUCUGCAACGCUGCCGACCCGGCAGGCGUGACUCUCGUCCUUAGCAGAACUUCACGGCCUGCGUGCGCAGCACUGGAUAUAUAAGUGUUUCCAAAAGGUAUUUUAAGUGGCGUGGAACCUUUCCUAGCUUUCCUGCUCAAUUUCUUCCCUGGAACCAGGCUGAAAAGCCUUGAAGAAAAGGGCUGGGGAGGAAGGACUCGCGACCCUGACUGUGCUUGGUGCCUUUCCUCCUGCUCACCCUUUGCCCUCUGCUCCCCGCCCGGCUGGCUCUCCAGGGGGCGCUUUUCCAGCUCGGGACGUUUGCAGGGAAGCCUCCUGCAGGGGUCAUCGCUGUGGCGUGCCAUGGGAGUGAAUCUUCCCUUCAGAGGGUUCCUGAGUUGCGGCCAUUCUGGCAGCAGCGCGACUCCGCGUCCCCGGCUAUGGGACGGGCAGGUGGCCGAGUCAUCUGCACGCAGGGCUUUGGGCAGCUCCCCUCCCUCCCUCUUCUCUCCCUUCCUAAAAGAGCUGCUGAAGGGAAGAGGAAAGUCACGGUUGUUCUUAGUAGAAUUCAUGGAAAAACUCUGUUACAGUUACUGUAACUUCAGUGAUCAUGUCAAUUGGAUUUUCUGGAACAAUCCAAAUAUCAGAUAUCUUGGUAUAAGCCAUUAAAAUGCUUGGAGGUUACGAUAUUUGGCACUCCAAAAGUAAAAGUGUCACUCAGGUCUCCUGUGCCCAGGAGUAGCACAGAAAAAUUCUUUCAUAAACUGUGCGCUCUGAUUUUUGAUUCAGAAAAUAUAAUCAUUGAAAAUAUAGAUAAAGGACUUCCCGCCAUAUAUAUCCGGCUUUAUCUGGCUUUUUCCUAAUGUUUCCCUGAGUUUUACCUGAAUUUUAACAUUGUCCUGUCAGCUCAGAUCUAAUUUAUACAAUCAUUCUGCUUGAAGAUUACACGUGUACCUCUUCCUGCCUUUUUUCUGAAAUCAGUGAAAACAUGUCACUUGACUGUUUCUGACCUGUUAACUGUCUGUGUCAUCCGCCUCACGAAACCAGCUCUGGAGCCAGUCUUCAGACGAAGGUGGUAGUCCGUGGGACUGCAGUGCCUGCCUUGGAAGCUGUCCGGGCCGCGGGGCAGCAGAAGCUGCCUGGGAAUGCUGACACGGCCCCAGCUUCGCGCCGCGAGGACCAGCUGGAAGUGGCAGGACUGGCGGGAGGUGCUCAGGGCGUCCCUGUAGGUGUAUUUGACAUAGUUCCGUUUCUGGAAAUAACAAGGUCAAAUUUCUUACUAAUGACCAGACAAGUACGGAACUGUUUCAGAGUUAGUGCUUAAACAUUCACUCCCGGGGGGGCAGCUGCUGCCAGCUGCUCAGGGGCUGGAAAUGACGCCUGCCUGGGCGCGCUGAGGGGUCUGGGCCUGGCAGGGCCGCUUGGGACUGGUCGUGGUCGGUUCAGAGCCACCUCAGUCUGGCACCUUGAAUUUUAUUUAAAAGCUAAAUCUGAUAUUUGGUACUAUUUUUAUUAAUACUGGAAUGUUUCACCUUGAACUUUAUUCAGUGUAAUCAAAGAAUAAAGAUAGAAUAAAACCUCA